Coregonus clupeaformis (lake whitefish) is the source of this 2892-nucleotide messenger RNA. Its product is annotated as phosphatidylinositol 5-phosphate 4-kinase type-2 gamma. The record is from RefSeq and is a predicted model, not a curated record. Gene Ontology annotation, molecular function: phosphatidylinositol kinase activity. Lineage: Eukaryota; Metazoa; Chordata; Actinopteri; Salmoniformes; Salmonidae. The transcript is spliced from 10 exons. Gene Ontology annotation, biological process: phosphatidylinositol metabolic process. The coding region runs from base 312 to 1559 and encodes 415 amino acids.
AGGGGACUGCAUGUCAGUUCCCCAUUAUUUUUGGUAGAAUAGCUGGACUGGAAUAUAUAUUGAGUAGACAGACUAGUUUGGAAUCCAAAAUGAGUGUUAGAACCAAUGGUAAAACAAGCACAAAUGUAGGCUACUACUACUAACCUGAAUUUAGAAGGAACUGCUCGAGGUGUUGUGGAAAUUCUGCACGCGGCAUGGUUAACCUUUGAUUUGCAUUACGCCGUGACGAGGAAGUCAGUUUGCAAAAGAUCAGAAUCAGGAGAAGAAAAAAAAAAAGUUCCCAAGCAAGGCAAAGCCAGGCAAGCUUCGCGAUGGCGUCUAUCGGUAACGCUGUUUCCAGUCCAAUGGUGAUAUUGGCCCCAAAAACCAAAACGAAAAAGAAACAUUUUGUGCAGCAGAAGGUGAAGGUCUUUCGUGCCAGUGACCCAGUCUUGAGCGUUUUUAUGUGGGGUGUAAAUCAUUCGAUAAAUGACCUAAACCAGGUGCCUGUUCCUGUCAUGCUGCUGCCUGAUGACUUCAAAGCCAACACUAAGAUCAAAGUCAACAACCACCUCUUCAACAAAGAGAAUCUACCAGGACAUUUCAAGUUUAAAGAAUACUGUCCUCAGGUGUUCCGGAAUCUUAGGGAGCGCUUCGGAAUUGAGGAUCUCGACUACCAGGUGUCAUUGACCCGUAGCCCUCCUGUAAGAGGUGGGGAUGCCCAGGGGGAGGGGAUCCUCCUGACCUCCUAUGACCGCACGCUGGUCAUCAAGCAGAUCUCUAGUGAGGACGUGGCAGACAUGCACGGCAUCCUGUCUGAAUACCACCAGCACAUAGUUAAGUGUCAUGGCAGCACUCUGCUACCCCAGUUCCUGGGGAUGUACCGUGUGGGUGUGGAGAAUGAGGAGACCUACCUAAUCAUCAUGAGGAACAUGUUCAGCCACAGACUGGUGGUGCACAGGAAGUACGACCUUAAGGGCUCUCUGGUGUCUCGUGAAGCAAGUGGCAAAGAGCGGGUGAAAGAGCUGCCCACCUACAAGGACAUGGACUUCAGAAACAACAUGCAGAAGGUGUACGUGAACGAGGAGCAGAAGGAGAAGGUCAUGGAGAAACUCAACAGAGAUGUGGAGUUUCUGGUCAAGCUAAAGAUCAUGGACUACAGCCUGCUCCUGGGUAUCCAUGACUUGGGGCGGGCUGAGCGGGAGGAGGAGGAGGGAGAGGAGCCCUCCAAUGAGGAGGAUGGGGAGACUGAGAAUGACUUGACGCAGGCCCCUAACGUGGGCUCCUACGGAACGUCUCCUGAGGGCAUCGCUGGCUAUAUGGCCUCCUGCAAGCCCCUGGGGCCCGGGGAGUUUGACCCCUAUGUGGAUGUGUAUGCCAUAAAGAGUGCCCCUGGAGCCCCUCAGAGGGAGGUGUACUUCAUGGGUCUGAUAGACGUUCUGACACAUUACGACACCAAGAAGAAAGCUGCUCACGCUGCCAAAACUGUCAAGCAUGGGGCUGGUGCUGAAAUCUCCACUGUCCACCCAGAACAGUAUGCCAAGCGAUUUCGGGAUUUCAUCUCCAACAUCUUUGCAUAGCAGGACAUUAUAACCACCACCGGUACAACCAACCUUUUCCCAUUUAGAAUGGAUGGUUUUUAUGGUUCUUUCUCUUUUACUUUUGUUCUGGGACUUUCUGCCUUUUUUUUUUAAUGUACAUUUAUAUCAUGAAACAUUGACCCCAAAAAGGCAAACACACAGAUCAUGUUAGUUUGAUCUCACACCUGACUGUUUCCAUUGUUGUAAUGUAUUACUGAUACAUAUUUAUUUUUAGAUUUAUAAGAUGAAUGUGAUUCCAUAUUGAUAAGCACUCUGACUGACUUUGUAGCAAAAGGGUACUUAGGCUAAUACUGCUGCUUGUGUCCUCAUAGAGAUGUUACACUGAAAAGGAUUGAUUAGACUUAAAGGGACAACCUAGGAUUGAUACAUGGACCACUUUGUUGUUGUAUGAGUCCCAGAUUGCCCCUUUAACCCAGUCAGUUGAAAUCCUGGGUUGUGUCCAUUAGGCACCAAACAGAAGGAAACUGAGUGAAACUGGGAGGUGCAGUACUACCAAUGACUAGGUACUAACUACCUGAACUUGUCCAAUAAGAAAUCAUGGUUAUUUACGUGCUACUGAACACGACCCUGGAUUGGUCGGAUCUACUGAAUGUACUAAUAUAACUGGACAUGGGAACAUAUCAUUGUAGUGAACCCUACAGUAAAUAUCAGAGCAAUUUGUCUCAAAGGGAAAGUCUUGUGGGAUUUGCCAUGAACGUCCCUCUUCAUCAUCUCACAUUGGAUCAUAUGGAGCAUUAUGCUAUCAUGACUGGACUUGGGACCAGAGCCCAUUGUUGGACUGACAAUGUCCUUCUCAACACCUUUUGGUGCCUCAAACUGAGAAUAAUCUUUAAAGGACUUCUUAAGAAUCAAUGUUAUGGGGAAUAAGUCUGUUUUUUGUAUAAUCAUUCUAACUCCCUCUCACACGUUGUCAUACCAAAUAUGUUUGCUUGACAAUGACAGCAAUGGACCAAGCUAGAAUAAAAGAUUAGUAGAGAUAGAUGAUGGUCUAUGCUUGGUCAGAUUUGACUACUAUUAUUAUUAUUAUUAUUAUUAUUAUUAUUAUUAUUAUUAUAACGUAUGAAGAGACUCCACAGAAGAACUAGCUUGGGUAUUAUGUGUUACUCAUAAAAUAUAGCACUACAUUUCAGCUGCUUUAUGCCAUUUGAUUGCCUUAAAGAUGUGAUGAGUUUUCUAGUAUAGAAGUUGAAUACACUGACAGGCUGAAUAGUUACAGUAUGGGGAAGUGAAGCCUUGUAACCAUUGUGAUCAUUGAUUGCACAUCUUGUAUUUUUGCAAAUCAGCUUUUGGAUAAAAAUAUAUUUUACAAAGA